UGAAGCCUUAACCCGUCUCCGAAGUCUUAACCCAUCUCCGAAGUCUUAACCCGUCUCUGAGCAACCAGCAGCCUCCCUCCCCGUCACCACCCCCCGCCGGAUCGGCAGCCCGGCUCCUCCCUCAGUCCGGGCCUGGGGCCUGGACUGGGGGUUCACCUUCCCCCGGCCCCUCUGCGUGCUCCGCCCCUGAGUCCCCCCAAGGUCGUCUGGGCGCGCAUCGCCCCUUGGCAAGGUCAUCUCCAAAGUCAUCAGGACCGCAGGCGUCUGCGCGGGCGCAGCAGCCAGCCACUUAAAAGGAUCGUGGGUCGGCUGGAGGUCAGUUGAAGAGAGAAAAUGGAUGCAGAAAGGAGGAGGAAUGCUCCAUCUCAUAUCCUGGGUAAAGGCUUACAAAAGCGGCCUAGUACCAGGAAAAGUCCUUCUGCUAGUGUUGACACAUCUGCAUUUCUGUCAUCAUUUAUGUGCUCCAGUAGGACUCUGCUGAUUGAUGCCCCAGCAGAACUGAAAAGAGGCCUGCAGAGGAAGGAGCGACACCUUUUCCUAUUCAACGAUCUGUUUGUUGUGACUAAAAUCAAAUAUAACAACAACUUUAAGAUAAAAAAUAAAAUUAAAUUAACUGAUAUGUGGACGGCAACCUGUGUGGACGAAGUGGGAGAAGGCAACACCAAUGCCAUGAAAUCCUUUGUCUUGGGCUGGCCCACAGUGAACUUUGUGGCCACUUUCAGUUCUCCGGAACAAAAGGAAAAAUGGUUCUCUCUCCUUCAGAGAUACAUCAAUCUAGAGAAAGACAAGGACUACCCGAAGAGCAUUCCGCUCAAAAUCUUCACCAAGGACAUUGGGAAUUGUGCCUAUUCUAAAACUAUAACAGUAAUGAAUUCAGAUACAGCGAAUGAAGUUAUCAACAUGUCAUUAACAAUGCUAAGGAUAACUGGCUCUGAGAGAGAUUACCAGUUAUGGGUCAAUUCUGGCAAAGAAGCGGCACCAUACCCACUCAUUGGGCAUGAAUAUCCUUAUGGAAUUAAAAUGAGCCAUCUUCGAGACACUGCACUCCUGACACAGGGAUCAAAGGACUCCACCACACCUCUUAACUUCCAGGAGCCCUUCCUUAUGGAACAGCUGCCCAAAGAGAUGCGGUGCCAGUUCAUCCUGAAGCGCAGCCGUCUGGCUAUGGCCCAGCAACUGAGUGAUUCAAAUCAGAAGACAUUUAAAAGGAGAAGAUCUAUCUUAAACUGGGCCUUUUGGCGAGGUUCUAGCACUCACCAGCACAACUUGCCCAUAUCUCCAACAUCUCCUGUGCCAGGACAGCUGUUUGGAGUUUCUCUGCCAAAUAUUUGUGAGAAUGAUAAUCUGCCCAAACCUGUCUUAGAUAUGCUUUAUUUUCUUAAUCAAAAAGGACCCCUAACAAAAGGAAUCUUCAGGCUAUCAGCUAAUCUGAAAUCCUGCAGAGAGCUAAAAGAGAAACUGAAUUCUGGAGUCGAAGUACACCUAGACUGUGAAUGUAUUUUUGUGAUAGCAUCUGUUUUCAAGGAAUUUCUGCGAAAUAUUCCUGGAAGCAUUUUUUCAUCAGAUCUCUAUGAUCACUGGGUCUGUGUAAUGGAUCAAGGAAACAAUGAAGAGAAAAUAAAUACAAUUCAAAGGCUAUUAGACCAGCUUCCGAGAGCAAAUGUUGUUCUCCUAAGGAAUCUUUUUGGGGUAUUACACAACAUCGAACAACAGUCCUCGUCUAACCAGAUGACUGCAUAUAAUUUAGCUGUGUGUAUUGCUCCAAGCAUCCUUUGGCCUCCUCUUUCCUCCAGCCUGGAAGUACAAAAUGAAUUUACAAAAAAGGUUCCCCUGCUUGUACAGUUUCUGAUUGAAAAUUGCUGCAGGAUAUUUGGUGAAGAAAUUACUUCCCUCUUAGGAGAGACUUCAGUGAGAUGUGGCACUAGAGAGAAUGCCUCAGAUGUCUCUUGCUUCCAACCAAGUGACUCUUCUCAUGACAGCUUGGAAAAUGAAGUAAAUGGGGAUGUGGACGCUCCCUGUAGUGACUUGGCAAAGAAACUUGACCAGAGUAGCAGAAGCAUGGACUCUAUCUUAACCCUCAGUGACCAUGAUCUUGACCAGCCUGAGGUGGAAGGCCUUUUAACCCUGAGUGACUUUGACUUAGACCAGUCUAAAGAUGAAGACAUUCAAAUGAAACAGCCUCUUGAAUCCAAGCAGAUGACUAUUGCAGUGAUGUACAGAGAGGCCCUCCCACUGCAGGAGCAUGCCAGGGCCCCAUCUGACAUGUGCACACCCAGCUACCUGUCCUCAGAUGCAACAGAUGCUCCAAAAACCCUGAGGCGACACUGGCGCUGCUCGGAGCCCAGAACCUACUGUCUAGAUUCUAAGCUUUCCUCUCUCGAGGAGGUUUAUCAGAAAAAGCUGCGCAAGUCCAGCUAUGAUGCAAUUCUUUCUCAAAAAGAUGAGGAUUAUCUGAAGCAGAAUCAACGUCUCCAGGAAGGAGAUAAGACAUGUUUUAAACAGAGUUCAGUCACAAGCACUGAUGUCAGCGAGAAAAAUGCCACCAAUCAAAACAUUAAGAAGAAAAACUUGUCUGGUACUGAAGAAAAUCAUGGGAAACUUUUCCGUAAUUCCACGCGAGUGUCCAAUUCUGUGGCAUCCUAUAGUCAUAUGUCCUCACAAGAUCAUUCCAGGAACCAGCCCUUUGAUGAAGAUACAUCAGGAUACUCCCUGCCACACACAACAGGUACCCUCAAGAGGUCAAGGACACACCAGCGCUGCUCAGAGCCCAACAUAGAUAACCAGCACUGCAAACUGACCUAUCUCAGGGGGAUUGAUUCAAAGAAACGUAAAACCAGCUGUGGAGCUGGUCUCUUGCAGGGAGAGGAGGAUUAUCUCAAACAGCAUAAGUCUUUGCAAAUGGAGGGGCAAAAGCUUAUUAAUCAGAGUUUGGUCAUGGGGAUUGAGGUGGGCAAGAGUAGUGCCACAAACCAAAACACUGAGAAGGUUUUACCCCCAAGAUUAAGCCUUUGCCCAAAGACUAGCUGUUCCAGCUUAUCCUCCCCAGGCACCUCCCCAUAUGGCUCAUCAGUGAGCUGUCAGGACAGCCCUUUUCCUCAGACUUCUGAACAUUCCGUGUUUCCACCCACUGAAACUCCCUCUCCAAUAGAUUGCAAUUUUCAGGCUCAAAGAAAACAGGGAGAGCUCUCUUCUGACUUUAGCAGUUCCAACUUCAUUUCUGGAAUGCCUGGUCCGUCAUCAGGGCAGGGCAGCAGCCACCUCGUCAAUACAGAAAAGGAUAGUGUAGGGUGGCAUUCACAAAUGCGUUCUGUAAGUCUUCAUCCCAACACAUGGUUGAGAAAUGGUAUAGCCCGUUUGAGAAACUGGUCCCUCAAAAAGAAAGCAAAGGCAGCCAGGCCAGAGGAAAAUAAAAUAGGUUCUCUAAAAGGACUUUCAGAGCCACCUCCUCGUGCUUCUGGUGUUCCAGAAGCCAACUCACUGGAAGAGAGACAGAAAGACAUGCCCAUGAAGGCCGUGGAAGGACUUGGUACUGUGCAGACAACCCAUUCAUAUAAUUCUUCUCCCUCCCAGGAAUCAGAGAGACACAGCAGCUCUCCAUUCAGCCUAGUAGACAGCGGACUCAAACUGCGUAUGAAGCCCCACAAGGAAGUCAAGCCUGUAGGUCAGGGCUAUUCUACACUUCUGUGUUGGGGAAGAGCCUCAGCCAGCUAUCAGAGACUGGAGGAUAUGGCCAGCCCAGACAUUUAACCAAAGACAUUUAACCACAAUGAGGAUCCAACAUCUACGAGAACAAGAACUAGGCUAAUAAUAUAAAGAUGAUAGUUAUUAUGACCCCUUUGUACAAGAUAUCUGGGAUAGGUAGCAUAAGGAUAAUUAUUGCUAAUACUUAGGGCAACAAAAUAAUUCUUUUUAUUGAGACUACUUGACAAAAAUUUUAUGCUAAAAACUUUUACCACCUAAGUGUUUGGGAGAUUUUUUCCUUAUUAAAGCAUGGGAUUGGUCCUGUUAUAUGGUUAUAGAGAUACUAGCAGAGGACUAGAGAAAGCAUCUUCUAUAAAGGAAACAUGCCUUAUGAACAGUCUGUGAGAUUAGUGUCCUGAGAAAACCAGGAUAUAAAUGAAAUAUAGGGGACUGGAGAGAGAGGGGAAGGGUACAGAGAAAACAUCCACAUUCGAUGGAAUGUUUUUAAUAAGCAAGAAAAAUGCCGCUACUCAAAGCAAAAGAAGAAAAGCAUGUCUGAUAAUGAUGGAAGUCAUGGAAACACUUUCCUCAAAUCUAAGCCAGUGGCCAUUCUGUGGUAUCUUAUAGUCACAUGUCCUCACAGGAUCAUUCCAGAAACAGCCCAUUGAUUCAGCUAGUGUGAAGAAAACUGGAGUGAUUCAAGAGCCCCGGGUACCAUGAUAUAACUUUUGUUUGUUGUGUUAGUUGAUGUGUUUUUUUCCAUUAGUGUUGAAUUGCUUUGCAAAGGCUCCAAGAAAAAGAUGUGAGGAGAAAGAAGGGAAUGGUUGCUCAUUUCAAUGCCCUUUCCUUAGGUACCUGUGCUAGUAACAUUCUUCAAAAAUGUAAAUUUUCCUGUUUAGAAGGUGACCUCCUGACAGCAUUCGCUGUCUCAGCAUGGAGGAAAAGAGUGCAGCAACAGUUCCUUCUCAGUUACACAAGUGCUGUUACCAACAUGUAAUCAAAGCAUUAUAGUAAGAAGUUAUGAUAAAGGAAGACACACGUCCAUUUUUAUACUAGUUGGCAAGGCCUAAUGACCUAUUCCUAGGUGAGGAAAUGAAUUGGUGUAACCUUUUAUGGCAAAAAAGAGGAGAAAGGUCCGUGGAGGUAUAAAUCAUGGAGGCUUAAACCAAGGAGGUAUAAACCAUCAAAUCAUGUGAAAGCUUGGCACCUCUUUGCUGAGGUGUUUCUCUGCAGCCCUUACCCUCAGAUUACAGUCAACCCCCCCCAAAAGUUACUUAUAAAUCAUUUUUCUGAUGAGAUCGGGCACGUUCAGGGU
Molecule: messenger RNA, 4996 nt
Organism: Cynocephalus volans (Philippine flying lemur)
Lineage: Eukaryota; Metazoa; Chordata; Mammalia; Dermoptera; Cynocephalidae
Product: rho GTPase-activating protein 20-like
Exons: 17
Coding region: 334-3747 (1137 amino acids)
Biological process (GO): regulation of Rho protein signal transduction; signal transduction
Molecular function (GO): GTPase activator activity
Source: RefSeq, a predicted model, not a curated record